Molecule: messenger RNA, 1310 nt
Organism: Olea europaea var. sylvestris
Lineage: Eukaryota; Viridiplantae; Streptophyta; Magnoliopsida; Lamiales; Oleaceae
Product: transcription termination factor MTERF9, chloroplastic-like
Exons: 3
Coding region: 305-1183 (292 amino acids)
Biological process (GO): regulation of DNA-templated transcription
Molecular function (GO): double-stranded DNA binding
Source: RefSeq, a predicted model, not a curated record
UCUAAAGAGAGUUGGGGGUACAAGCCCAUCAAAUUCUGGACAAAACCUUGAAACAAGGCAACACAAGUUGGGUAUAAAGAAUGACAAAGACAUCCUAAAAAAGAGAGAGAGUGGCAUUUUGUAUGACACUUCCACACAAUCAGCAAGCGCUGUUUCUUUAGGUGAUAUCAGAGAAAAGGAAGCAGAAAAUUAUAGUAAGAACAGAUUCUCUUGUUUGUCAGAAGAACUAGACUUAGAUGAAAGAUGGUUUCCACUUCUUGAUUAUUUGAGCAGUUUUGGCCUUAAGGAAUCACACUUUAUUCAAAUGUAUGAAAGGCAUAUGCCAUCCCUUCAGAUAAAUGUUAACUCGGCAGAGGAAAGAUUGGGAUAUUUGUUGAGUGUUGGUGUCAAACAUAGAGAUAUCAGAAAAAUGAUUUUGAGACAGCCUCAAAUUUUGGGGUACACCAUUGAAAACAAUCUGAAGUCCCAUGUUGCCUUUUUGGGUAGCUUGGGCAUUCCAGAAUCGAGAAUAGGGCAAAUAAUUACUACCACUCCAUCCCUGUUCUCUUACAGUAUCGACAAUUCUUUAAGACCCACAGUCAAGUACCUUCUUGAGGAGAUAGGGAUUGAGAAGACUGAUCUAAGUAAAGUUGUGCAGUUAAGCCCUCAAAUUUUGGUUCAGCGGAUAGACAAUACGUGGAAUGCUCGUUACAAUUUUCUAACAAAAGAGUUGGGAGCACCAAGAGAGAGUAUAGUAAAGAUGGUCACGAAACAUCCUCAAAUACUUCACUACAGCAUCGAAGAUGGAUUACGCCCCAGGAUCAAUUUCUUGAGAAGUAUUGGGAUGCGCAACUCUGACAUACUGAAAGUAUUAACUAGCCUUACACAGGUAUUCUCUCUAUCUUUGGAGGGAAAUCUGAAACCUAAAUACAUGUACUUGAUCAAUGAACUUAGAAAUGAAGUCCAUUCCCUGACCAAAUAUCCAACCUACCUAAGCUUGUCUCUAGACCAGCGAAUUCGACCCCGCCAUAGAUUUUUGGUUUCCUUGAAGAAAGCUCCAAGAGGGCCAUUUCCUUUGAGUUCGCUGGUUCCAACUGAUGAAAGCUUUUGCCAGCAGUGGGCUGGAACUAGCUUGGACAAAUAUCUGGAUUUUCGGAAGAGAUUGCUUCUCAGAGAGUUUGCAAAGAAGUACGAAAGGCAAUGACGAGGUUCAUUCUUAUUCCUAGUCUACUUGGUAGUGCAAGAGCCAUAUUGUAUACCACACAGAUAGCAACAAAUUGAGAUACAUAUAUUCUUUUCCUGAGAGCACUUGUGCAUUUAGGUGAGUCAGA